AUCGCAGCCGCAGAGCGGGCAGCACUCAGCGACCGUUGUGCGGACGUCCGUCAGCGGCCCGUCGCAGCAGCAGGUGCUCUUCUACUCCAGCGUGCAGCGGCGUGGCGGCGUCUUCACGAAGACGGCGCAGGAGACAACGGCGCAGCUCGCACGCACAGGCGUCCUGCCGAACUCGACGGCGGCCCGUAAGAGGGCCCGAGCGGCGCUGGAGGAGGCGGAGGGAAAGCCGCAGACGCUGCGUGGCCGCUUUGUGGAGAUGCAGUCGGCGAGGGCGCAGGAGGAGCUGCAGCAGGCGAAGACGCGCGUGGCGAAGAAGGACGGCGGGAAUCGCUUCGCCGUCGACACGGACGAUGAUAGCGAUGAGGCGUGA
Trypanosoma grayi is the source of this 370-nucleotide messenger RNA. RefSeq lists its product as hypothetical. The annotation marks the transcript as partial. The record is from RefSeq and is a predicted model, not a curated record. Lineage: Eukaryota; Euglenozoa; Kinetoplastea; Trypanosomatida; Trypanosomatidae. The transcript has a single exon.